UGUUGAGCUGCUGUCUGAAGACACGGAGCAGAGAGGAGAGGCAGGGAAGCCGGAGAGGAGAGGCACAGAUCGGUCACACACACAGCGGAGCCUCCUCGCAUCAUGCUGGGCAACAAGAAGAAAGCAGCUCCGGUAAACGGCGCCGGGACGUCCGAAUCCAAGGCCAUCGAUCCUCUGAGGAAUCUAGGAGUGCAGGAGGAUGAAGAUGUGAAGCAGAUGUUACAAGGUUCCAGUAUGGUGAAGGUCCGCUCACCUCGCUGGCAGAAGAGACGAACUCUGAAACUGCUGGACGACGGUGUCACCAUCUGGUGUCAGUCCCACAAAACCUCCAGCCGGGCCAAGGAGCUACAGUCCUUCUCCGUCACAGAGGUGGAGUGUGUUCGGGAGGGUUGCCAGUCAGAGUUGUUGCGACGGAUGGCUGGUUCAGUACCUGAAGGCCGGUGUUUGACAGUGGUCUUCAAAGGACCCCGCAAGAGUCUGGAUCUCCUCUGCCAGAGCCAGGAGGAGGCUAAGCACUGGGCCCGCGGCAUCCGAACACUGCAGGAGAGGGUGGAGAACAUGACCCAGAAGGAGAAACUGGACCACUGGAUUCAUGCUUAUCUGAGUCGGGCAGACCAGAACCACGAUGAUAAGAUGAGCUAUGAUGAAGUUCAGACACUGCUGCAGAUGAUCAACAUUGACUUGAGUGACCAGUAUGCUCGAACCCUCUUCCAGAAAUGCGAUCGCUCGGCCGACGGUCGUCUGGACCACGCAGAGAUCGAAAUCUUCUGCAGGGAGUUGUUACGGAGGCCCGAGCUGGAUGCCGUGUUCAUCCGCUACUCUGCAAAUGGCUGUGUGCUUUCCACUGUGGACUUGAGGGAUUUCCUGCAGGACCAGGGGGAGGAUGCUUCACUCACCCACGCCCAAAGCCUUAUACUCACCUAUGAACUUAACGCGUGGGCCCAGAAGAACCAGUUCAUGACAGCCAAUGGUUUCACCGUGUACAUGCUGUCUAAGGAGAACUGCGCGUUUAACCCGGAUCAUGCAAGGGUUUAUCAAGACAUGACACAACCGCUGGCACACUACUUCAUCUCCUCCUCCCACAACACCUACCUCACCAAGGACCAGCUGACCGGGGACAGCAGCACAGAACCAUACAUCAGAGCCCUGAAACAUGGCUGUCGCUGUGUGGAGCUGGACUGUUGGGAUGGAGAUAAAGGAGAGCCAGUCAUCUAUCAUGGACACACACUCACCUCCAAAAUACCCUUUGUUGAAGUCAUUGAGACAAUCAAUGAGUAUGCUUUUAAAGCGUCUCCCUACCCCCUGAUCCUGUCACUGGAGAACCACUGUUCCGUGGAGCAGCAGACAGUGAUGGCUCAACAUCUGCGAUCCAUCCUGAAGGACAAGCUGCUUACCAAGCCCCUAAAUGGUCUGGAUUCCCGCAACCUACCUUCUCCAGAGGAUCUUAAGGGUAAAAUCCUGGUGAAGGGGAAGAAGGAGCGCGUGGUGAAGGAGUGCUCGUCCAGCUCCUCAGAAUUCAGUUCCUCAGAUGAAGAAUCCUGCCAGGCUGAUGGCAAAGCCAGAGGAAAGAAAGAGGACAAGAAGCCAGGUGUGUCUAAGCUGAGUCCAGAGCUGUCAGAUCUGGUGGUGUACACCCGCAGUGUUCCCUUUAAAAGCUUCGAGCAAGCUGCCAAAAACCCAUCAACCGACAUGUCCUCUUUUGCUGAAAGUGAAGCCCUCAGGCACGUUAAGGACUCAGGGAUGUAUUUUGUUCGUCACAACACUCACCAGCUCAGCAGGAUCUACCCCUCAGGACAGCGCCUCCAGUCCUCCAACUACAACCCUCAGGAGAUGUGGAACGGAGGCUGUCAGAUUGUUGCUCUGAACUUCCAGACACCUGGUGAGCAGAUGGACUUAAAUCAAGGCAGGUUCCUGCAGAAUGGUCGAUGUGGUUACAUCCUGAAGCCUCCCUUCAUGUGCCAGCCUGACACCACCUUCAACCCAGAGAAUGUUGGUGGAGGUCCUGCCCACAACCCUGUCCUGCUCACUGUUCGGGUGAUUUCAGCUCAGCAGCUGCCUAAACCAGAAUGGGACAAGCCCAGCUCCAUUGUGGACCCUCAGGUGUGGGUUGAGGUACAUGGUGCUCCCAUUGACAACAACAAGAAGAAAACCCAUCAUGUUGAUAACAAUGGCUUUAACCCUCGGUGGGACUGUACCUUUAAUUUUACCGUCCACGCCCCUGACCUGGCUUUGGUUCGUUUCAUGGUGGAGGACCAUGACUAUACCUCAAGCAACGACUUCCUAGGACAACACACCAUCCCUUUCACAAGUCUCCGCAAAGGUUAUCGUCAUGUCCGACUACUCAAGCUGGAUGGCUCCAGCAUUUCACCGUCCUCACUCUUCGUCCAUAUCAAGCUCACUCCCUGUCAGAGCAGUCCGUCCAAAUCAUCAGCUAAGUCACCGGCCAGGUCACCGUCCAAGUCCCCAGCUAAAUAGCUCUAACCAGCAUAGAAGCCACCGUGGGAAGAUCUUAUAAGACAUAUCUGCCUUUAUCAAGGCAAAAAAACCCUCAAUGGUUCUGACCUUGAUUUGCUAAUGAUGCAGCUACAUCCUCAAACAGUUUAUAUUUUGUGUAACAAGAGGACUGUGGUUUUACAAAAAAUUGAAACUGACCAGUUUUCCAGUAUUUCAUAUUUGUGAAGAAAGAAAACACUGCUAACCAUGACAGUGAGCUUUUAUUAAUCUGCUGAUCUUCAGGAUGUCUAAACACGGGAAAGUGAGAUACAAUCAGGGAAGGAAAUACCAUGCGUAAUGAACCAAAUGUCAGUUUUGACUGGAGUUGUUAACUACACUCCCAGCUUCAUUUCUUCAAAACAAAACAAAUAGAAAUUCUAUCAGUCACAGUGACUGGUACAUACCUGAAGCCAGAAUUAUCCCUUUAAUUCCCAAUUUAAAGGAGGCUUAAUUCUUAGAGCAGGACUCGAGAACAUAAUGACAACCAGUUGAACCAGCCUGCAGAAGUUUACAUUUAAGAUUUACAAGAGCAU
Molecule: messenger RNA, 3026 nt
Organism: Scomber japonicus (chub mackerel)
Lineage: Eukaryota; Metazoa; Chordata; Actinopteri; Scombriformes; Scombridae
Product: 1-phosphatidylinositol 4,5-bisphosphate phosphodiesterase delta-3-A-like
Exons: 16
Coding region: 103-2475 (790 amino acids)
Biological process (GO): lipid metabolic process; intracellular signal transduction
Molecular function (GO): phosphatidylinositol-4,5-bisphosphate phospholipase C activity; calcium ion binding
Source: RefSeq, a predicted model, not a curated record